AUGCGUACUGCGAUAACAAAUCCAACAUUCUUAGACUUUCAAGACAACAUUUCUCAGGUUCUUUCUGCUCUGCUUCAUUCUCCUCCACACCUUUACCUUCAGAUCUCUUCCAGAAUUUACCAUCUUAUAAAACCCUCACCGUGUUCUACGCUUGUGACCCACGUUCGUCAUUUCCCUGGGAAUUUCACAUGUCCAGUGGCAGUGACAGGUCUUGGCUCUUUAAUUCAAAACUCUACAUAUCAUAAACUUUGUGAUGAGAGUUUCACUGUCACGGUUCCUACGAGUUUCGUUCCAGAGGAAGAAGCUCUGAAUUUAACCAAUUUGGAAAGUGUUUUGAGAAAAGGAUUUGAGGUGAAGUUGAAGGUGAUAAAUGAGAUAUUUUGUCAAGAAUGUUUAUCCUCAGGUGGAAGCUGUGGCUUUCAAUUAUCAAGACAGGUUUGCUACAAGAACGUUUCAGGAUCAAGAAUCAGUUGCCGUACUACAACUUAUAUAUCUGGUGGUACAAACAUCAAGAAUAGCUCCACUCUGAUAAUAAUAAGUACAGUUGCAGGGUCAAUAUUAGCUUUAUUUGUGGUGAUGAUUCUAGCAUUCUUGUUAUGGGAGAGAAGGAAAAAAAAUGCUCUAAGAGAUCAGAACCUUGAUAUGUUAGUAACGCUGAGACGGUAUAGUUAUAGGGAAAUCAAGAAAAUUACAAAAAGUUUUACAGAAGUUGUUGGAAGAGGAGGAUUUGGAACUGUAUAUAAAGGGAAGUUACGCGAUGGUAGUAAAGUUGCGGUGAAAGUCUUGAAGGAUUCAAUGGGAAACUGUGAAGAUUUUAUUAACGAAGUGGCAAGCAUGAAGUCAUUGUUUCGAAUAGCGUUUUUGGACUGUACUGUUUAA
Messenger RNA from Camelina sativa (false flax), 879 nucleotides. Lineage: Eukaryota; Viridiplantae; Streptophyta; Magnoliopsida; Brassicales; Brassicaceae. The record is from RefSeq and is a predicted model, not a curated record.